This is a messenger RNA of Dromiciops gliroides (monito del monte), 21706 nucleotides long. It is a transcript of the gene KSR2, whose product is annotated as kinase suppressor of ras 2. The transcript is spliced from 20 exons. Bases 121 to 2955 code for a protein of 944 amino acids. Gene Ontology annotation, molecular function: ATP binding; protein kinase activity. The record is from RefSeq and is a predicted model, not a curated record. Gene Ontology annotation, biological process: protein phosphorylation. NCBI's taxonomy places the organism in Eukaryota, Metazoa, Chordata, Mammalia, Microbiotheria, Microbiotheriidae.
UGUGUGUGCAAGCAUACCACCACCCCUUUCUUUUUCCUCUCUCUCUCUCUCUUUUUCUUUUUGGCCCUGGGAGGAGGAGGAGUGGGGGGAGAGACGGGAGGGGGUUUUGCAGGGCAAGCGAUGGAUGAGGAAAACAUGACGAAAAGCGAAGAGCAUCUGAGUUUGCAGAAAGCCCUGCAGCAGUGUGAGCUGGUCCAAAAUAUGAUCGACAUCAGCAUCUCGAACCUAGAGGGGCUCCGAACAAAAUGUGCCACCUCCAACGACCUGACCCAGAAGGAAAUCAGGACCCUGGAGAGCAAGCUGGUGAAGUACUUCAGCCGCCAGCUAUCCUGCAAACGGAAAGUGGCCCUCCAGGAGCGCAAUGCCAAGCUCGAAGGCUUCCCCCAGCUCCAGCACUGGUUCCGAAUUGUGGAUGUGAGAAAGGAAGUCAUGGAGGAAAUCACCCCCGGCCAGUUGAGCCUAGAACAGCUUCUGGAGAUGACUGAUGAACAGGUGUGUGAAACGGUGGAGAAAUAUGGAGCCAACCCAGAGGAGUGUGCCCGUCUCAAUGCCUCCCUCUCCUGCCUCCGGAACGUUCACAUGGCAGGAGGCAGCCUUUCCAAGCAGGACUGGAUCAUCCAGUGGCCAACCCCAGAGACUGGGAAGGAGAACAAUCCAGCUUGCCCACCCGAGUCUACUACAUGGAUCCGCACCCAUCUUUCCCAGAGUCCCAAAAUCCAGUCCAAGUGUAUUCAGCACUACUGUCCCCCUGGCCCCACUCUUGGCCCUGCGUAUACCCAUGUGGACAGACUGACUGUGGAAGGCUACCCAGGCCUAUGCCCCCCACUGGAGUCUGGGCACCGGUCCUUGCCACCUUCUCCCCGGCAGCGGCACGCAGUCCGUACACCACCCCGAACACCAAACAUUGUCACCACGGUGACCCCACCUGGUACACCUCCCAUGAGGCGAAAGAACAAGCUGAAGCCCCCGGGGACCCCACCCCCCUCCUCCCGAAAGCUGAUCCACCUUAUCCCUGGCUUCACUGCUCUGCACCGGAGCAAAUCCCAUGAAUUUCAGUUGGGGCAUCGGGUGGACGAGAGUCACACUCCAAAGGCCAAGAAAAGGAACAAGCCCCUUAAUUUAAAGAUUCACAACAGUGUGGGCAGCUGUGAGAACAUCCCAUCACAGCGCUCCCCCCUGCUCUCCGAGCGUUCUCUGCGGUCCUUCUUCGUGGGCUACCCGCCCUUCCUUCCUUCCACUCCUCCGGUCCACCCCGAAGCCAACUUCUCCACCAACACUCUGUCAGUGCCUCGAUGGUCUCCUCAGAUUCCUCGAAGAGAUCUAGGCAACUCAAUAAAACACAGAUUUUCCACCAAGUACUGGAUGAGUCAGACUUGUACCGUCUGUGGGAAAGGAAUGUUGUUUGGACUGAAAUGUAAAAACUGCAAGUUAAAAUGUCAUAACAAAUGCACCAAAGAAGCUCCCCCAUGCCACUUACUGAUCAUCCACCGUGGAGAUCCAGCAAGGUUAGUCCGGACAGAGUCUGUGCCCUGUGACAUCAACAACCCCCUGCGGAAGCCUCCCCGGUAUUCUGACCUGCACAUUAGCCAGACUCUCCCUAAAACCAACAAAAUCAACAAGGACCACAUCCCGGUACCUUACCAGCCUGACUCCAGCAGCAACCCUUCUUCCACAACAUCCUCCACACCGUCUUCCCCAGCCCCACCACUCCCACCUAGUGCCACCCCUCCUUCCCCACUACACCCUUCCCCACAGUGCACCAGACAGCAGAAGAAUUUCAACCUGCCAGCUUCCCAUUACUACAAAUACAAACAGCAGUUCAUUUUCCCAGACGUGGUCCCAGUGCCCGAGACACCCAAUCGAGCGCCCCAAGUCAUCCUCCAUCCAGUGAAUUCAAAUCCAAUCCUGGAAGGAAAUCCAUUACUUCAAAUUGAAGUGGAGCCAACAUCAGAGAAUGAGGAGGGGAACAACGAAGCUGAGGAAUCAGAGGAUGACUUUGAGGAGAUGAACCUCUCGCUCCUCUCUGCCCGCAAUUUCCCCCGCAAGGCCAGUCAGACCAGCAUCUUUCUCCAGGAGUGGGACAUCCCCUUUGAGCAGCUGGAGAUGGGCGAGCUCAUUGGCAAGGGCCGAUUUGGGCAGGUGUACCACGGCCGCUGGCACGGGGAAGUGGCCAUAAGACUUAUUGAUAUUGAGAGAGACAAUGAGGACCAGCUCAAGGCCUUCAAGCGGGAGGUCAUGGCUUACCGGCAGACACGGCAUGAGAACGUGGUGCUCUUCAUGGGGGCCUGCAUGAGCCCACCCCACUUGGCAAUCAUCACCAGUCUGUGUAAAGGACGGACUCUGUACUCAGUGGUGAGAGAUGCCAAAAUUGUCUUGGAUGUCAACAAAACAAGGCAGAUUGCACAAGAGAUUGUGAAGGGCAUGGGGUAUCUCCACGCCAAAGGAAUCCUGCAUAAAGACCUCAAGUCCAAGAAUGUCUUCUAUGACAAUGGCAAAGUGGUAAUCACAGACUUCGGGCUCUUCAGCAUAUCGGGUGUCCUGCAGGCGGGCAGGCGGGAGAAUAAACUACGAAUCCAGAACGGUUGGCUGUGCCACCUUGCUCCAGAGAUCAUCCGUCAGCUUUCCCCUGACACAGAGGAAGACAAGCUUCCCUUUUCUAAGCACUCAGAUGUGUUUGCACUUGGCACAAUCUGGUACGAACUCCAUGCCAGGGAGUGGCCUUACAAGACUCAACCGGCAGAGGCAAUAAUAUGGCAGAUGGGAAGAGGAAUGAAACCCAACCUCAGCCAGAUUGGACUAGGAAAAGAGAUCUCGGACAUUCUUCUCUUCUGCUGGGCCUUUGAGCAGGAAGAGAGACCUACCUUCACCAAGCUCAUGGAGAUGCUGGAGAAACUGCCGAAGCGAAACCGCCGCCUUUCUCACCCUGGACAUUUCUGGAAGUCAGCAGAGCUGUGACAGACCAAGUGAUGGGAUGGUGCCUUUCUUACCUGUUACUCCCUCAGCUGCCUCAGUUCCAAGCCUCCUCUCCGUCCUGUCUCUCUCCUCUGUGCACUAAGGAAAACCCAGGGGUCUAAAGACCAGAGGGAGCCACCGCCUGGGAUUGCUGAAGGAACCAACCAAGGCUUUCUGGUCUGCAAGCAGUCCCCCCCCAUCCUGGACUAGUGCCUCUGCCCCUGGGAAGGAGAGGGAGAGAGGGACCAGCUGGACUCUGACUAGAGUAGACCAGGGAGAGAUGCAGUGUUUACUGCAAACGGCCUGGAUGGUGAGCCUAGGGAAGAAAUGUGGAAAAGAGCAGGAUGGGGAGAUGAGUGUGCAGAGUUUCUGUGGAUAUGCUGUAGAGAUGGGACAUGGUGCUGGUCCAGCUUCUCCUCUACAAUUGAGGACAUGCUGCUGGGACAUGAAGGGUUGUGUGUGUGUGUGUGUGUGUGUGUGUGUGUGUGUGUGUGUGUGUGUGAGAGAGAGAGAGAGAGAGAGAGAGAGAGAGAGAGAAAGAAAGAGAGAGAGAGAGAGAGAGAGAGCACUUUUAAUAUAUUUGCCCCCUUCCCUUUUACUCUAAGCCAUUCCCUUCACUUCAGUAAGCCCCUUUGGCUAUUUUGCUUUCAAACAAGUCUGUGUUCAGUCAGUGUCAGGGGCUGAGGAGGUGGAAUAUUGAAUUGACUUUCACUUCUGGUUUCUCCCCAGGUGGUGCUAGUUAUGGGUUCCCAGUUCCCUGGGUCUAGGGCAUCCCCCCACCUAAUAUGAUGGACUCUAGUCCCUCAGAGGCUCAUUUACAGAGGAGCUGAUCUGUUCUGUUUCAGGUAGUCUUGGCCUCUGGUUCCAAUUUGUUUUGGGGGGAGGGUUGGUGUACCUCUCAAUUUUAGCCUCUAAAGGCAUAUAUAAAGAAAUAACUGUCUCUUUUCAACAUGUCUCUCACAUACUUAGCCUGGAACAUUUACAUUCUUUCUCCUAACAUGUUCAAACUACCCACUACUCAGCAGAAUUCAGGAUGAGCUAUAGCUGUCCUGCCAGAGAACACCACGAGAGACCCAUUGGAACCAUAAGGGAAAUUUUUGCAACCUAGGUUCAGAGAACUGUGUUUCCCAGGUUUCAGAUUGCUUUCUCCCUUCCUCUGCCUCUCCCCUGAGUUUAUUCUGUUAAGGUUGGGCUGGUACGCUGUAUCCAAUCAAUGCAAACAUGUACUGCAUACAUAGGAAGCAGUAUUGCAUAAUGAGUAGUGUGCUCAAAACCCUGACUUAAAAUCCUGCCACUUCUGCUCCCUAGCCGACCCUGGACAAGUCACUUAACCUCUGUGUGCCUCAUGUAACUCCUUAGGACUUAAUCACUAAGUCUUAGAUGGGUUGCAUUCUGUGUUGGUGGAGAGAUUCCCUGCCAUGGGAGUUCCUUUUGCUGCCAAAAUCCCAGAUCCUUUGUGUAUGAAUUCAUACUGCAUGCACAGCAAUCCAUCAGUAGAAAUUUUCUGCUCCCUAUCCCCAUCCCCCCCUCCCCGCCAAACACCUCCUCCUUUUAGACAGUCAGGUUACAAAUACCUGUGCCAGAUAAGGACACCGCUGUCCAGUGCUGAAUUCUUGAAUUAAAUCAGUUGAUUCUCUCUGCUUGCUUGAUACCAGGUAGACUCAAUGUCCUUGUUCCUUAUGAAUCCCCUACUUGGGAGCUGUGGCUACUAUUGAACAAAUUCCAUAAUGAGGCUGCCCUGCAAGAAGAUUUCUUCCUCCCAAGGCCCAGGGAGAUCAGGCUUCAGGGGCGACAGGGUAGGAGGGGGUUCCCACAGAAGCUUCUGUCACAUGCCUGCCAUAGUAAUACUGUCAAAUCUAAACCAGGGCCACUGUCCUGACUGACCUGUAACAGAAAGAAGAUGGCUGUAUCUAUUUACAACAUGUCAUGGAAUAAAAUGAUAACCGAGAUGACGGGGCAACGGGUGAGACUUCCCCGAGGCUCUGCAGCCGGUGCCUCUUUGCACCUCUCGAGAACUGUCUGGGGCCUUGUUCUCGCUUUGUCUGCUGCAUAAUUCAGCCUUCUCACUCCUCCAGGGAGUCAGAGGACGAGAUGGAGAAAAGUUCCAACUAAAUUUGAACUGAAAUCAUGAACCCAAACAGAGAUAGAUCCCUUAUAUCUCCUUCCCUCUCCCAAGACUGAGGCAGGGAAAAGAGCACUUUAUUUUAAAGGUUUGAAUCCAAGCUUUAUCAUUCACUAUUUGGGGGACCUUGGGAGAGGGACUGCACCUCUCUGGCCCUCAGUUUCCUCACAAAACAAAUUAGGAAGUCCCUUUUAGCUCCAGAUCUAUGAUUCUGUGAUCCAUCUACAGAGGGUCCAAAAUGGGAUUAUUUGGGAUCAAACUUCUUUGGGGCGUAAGCCCUUUUUGACUGGCCCUCUAGAUAGAGGUGCACAGGAAGGUAUGUAGGCCCUGUUGUAUUAGCAGGUGAACUGCUGGGCAGCUGAUUUCCUGGGGAGUUUGGAGCCACUUAAGCAAACCUAGGCCAUCCUGCCAAGGCCAUUCAUGUUUCCUGAAAACUGGCCAAGGAAACAUUGGAUCAUAGAUUUUGAACUGGAAAGGAACUUAAAAGCAUUGUGUUCAACAACCUCAUUUUUUAUAUUUUUAAUUUAACUUUAAUUUUUUUCAAUUGAUUAAAAAAGAUUUUUGUCCCCUCCCUCCACUCUUCCAUUGGAUAAAAAGGCAAAAAACAAAAAACAAAACCCAUGUCAAGCAAAACCCCAUAUUUUCCACAUCCCCCUCCCCUCCCAAAAAAGUCCCCACUGUACUCUAAGUUUAUCACCUGUCAGGAUAAUGAAACUAGGACCCAAGGAAGUGAGAUGAAUGGCCCAGGGUCUUAUAGGUGAUAAUGUCAUGACCUUGUUAUUCCUUAGUCUGGUAUUUCCAUAUGCCAAGAAAUCUUAAAUUGCUCAUUUCCUUCAAGCUCAGUACCAACCUUCUCUGGUGGCCUUCCCUUUCCUGUCAACUCCAAUUCUCCUUAUGUCCAUUAGGGAGUGAGGAGAAGAGGUAGAGAUCUGGCAAAAUAUGCAGCUCCUAGAGUGGACUGGGACAAUUGGCAUUUCUUUCUAGCAUGAUUUGUCUCAAGUUAUUUCAAAAAAUAGGAAAGGUCUCUGGGUGCUAUCCCUUAAAAUUCUGUCUUCACACUAGCUACGGAGUGGAGUGAGUGUUUUUUUAAAAAAGUAGAGGAUCCCUAGGAAAAGCUCCCUUACCCUCUCCCCUGUCCUGCUCUCUUAGCUCUGCCUGGCUGAUGAUUCCAUCAGCACUGUGCCUAACACUGAGUCCUUUGGGGGUUCUGUUUUAAAGCCAUUAUUGAAACUCAUUCUCUACUAAGCAUAGACCAAGAAUUACCAUGGAAAACAGCCUCCCCUUGGGAGUGCUGAAAGCAGAGAAGAAUCAGAUGACCACUUUCUCUCUUUAGGUCCAUUGGUUAGAUGUUAUAAAUGCAUCAGUUGUCUAUAGGCAACAGAGAAGUUUUUCUUGAUUGCAAAGGGAGUUCUUUGUAAAAUUUGCUCUACAGACAGCGUUUUAGCAUGAGCACCUAGGCACAUGGAGACUACCAAAAGGUUCCAUGUGGGCAGACCUGGGUGGGCUUAGGUAACACCUAAUAUACAAAAGCCAAAACUUGCCAGAUGGAUAAAUGAUGGUGAUUCUCCCCCCUCCCUUUCCAAAAAGGAAUCCUUUGCUUUGUGCAAGAAAACAAUGUAAGUUUCCUUUAGAUUUCCUGUGGCUUUAAAAUUGAACUCAAUGGACAAAAAUCCAAUUUCCAUCUAUCUUCUUAGGACCUUCUAUCCCAUAAAGUGAGAAAUAUUAGGAUGGCUUCAGCUUGGCAUGUAGCAGCUUCUGGGCACUUCUUGUAAGCCCAAGGCUGUAAGUUUCUCUGAUUCAUCAUUUGCAGGUCAAAGAGAAAAUUUCAUGCUAGCUAGUGAGUGUGGUAUUUCUCUCUGUUUCACUCUCUUUCACAAUAGCCAGUUCCCUUUGUAGAGGCUAGUCCCAAAUCAUAUGUCCCCAAAACAACUUUAAACUAGGGGAUUGUUUCCAGGGGUCCUAUUGCAGGCACCUGAAACUUUCCUGUGCCUCAGACCCACCAGCAUGGCAAGCUAGCUAAUGCCCUUCCCAACUUCCAGGUCUCUCUGUGUUCCCUAAGACUCUCUGGGAAAUCUCUCCCUCUUCCUGGUCAUUGCUCCUAUUUUCUUUCAUUCUUCCCUGCUAAAAAGAUGGCUGUCACAGCCAGCACCUAAACCUUGUACCCCCGAACCUAGACCUCCUCACCCAAUUCCCAAUCUGCCAGCCCCAGGCCUUAAGGGUAGGGAACCUGCACCCUCAACAUUGCACUAAUCCUCGGAGUCUCUCUAAGGAGUCCUCACCAAUGCCUUGACUGGGGCCAAAAUGUCUCAAGGGCUGAAGGAACCAAAAGGAAACAUUCACGGUGAAAGAUUGGAGCUUCUCCAGGAAAAAAAAAAUGUAAAUCUGAAAUUUGCCAAUCCUACCCUCUCCCUCCAGUUUCUUCUUUCCAUCCUGUUACAAGAUUUAGGUUUGCGUGUGUGUGUGCACGUGCACAUGUGUAUAUGUACGUGUGUGUAGGGGGCCAUGUUCAUAGCAUGUACAAAGCCAAAUGGAAAUCCUUUACUCCACAGCUCAACCUGAGUAGGUUAGUGGUGUGGGGUCUCAUUUUCUACCUGUACUCAAAGGACUAAGAAUGUGAAUGGUGGGUGUGUUGUGCUCUUUGGAAUUUUCUUUUUCCACUUGCCUUUGGUGUAAUUAGUCACAAUAGGUUUGUCCAUAGCGGCUGAUGGGCGUGUUCCCUGGCCCCUACCCUCAACCUUAUCCCCACCUAAAACUUAUGUAAGGGAACUUGCCCAAACUCAGAGGGGAAAGAGACACAGUGGCUGAUGUUCUGUGCCUAGAGGCCCUGAAGUCAAUAGUAACAUGGCCUUCCAUCCAUCUUCAACUGAUCAUAGGUACUCUGCCUCCCUGGAUCCUCCCUCACAUUCAGCCAUUCAUCCAUAGUCCAAUCAUCAGGAGCCACCCAGGUAGGCUGGUGCUCCUAGCUUUUCUCCUCCAAUACCCUACUUUCUUCUAUUGGUGAGAUGGGAUGCUUGGCUUCAAAGAGCUCAUCCAACUUGCUUGUCAUGCAUUUCCUCUCUGGAACCAGCCAUUUAAUCUGGUGGCAGGAGACCAGUUAGACAAUCUUGGGAUGGCCAUAAACUACUUAAGUUGUCCUAAGCAAGAGAAAAACACAGGCAGAGGGAGUCAUAUUUCCCAGGUCGGCUUCCCUUGCCCUUAUCCACAGUUGCAUAUGAAUGGAGCCAUGGAUAGGGAUCAGAGAAGGGAAGGGGCAUUAAAUCGUUCAUCAUUGAAAGGAAAUUCAAUCAAGAGCGUCAGUCAAAGUGCCAAGUGAUGUUAUCAUGUUCAUAGGAGCCUAAAUAUGGAGUUGAAAGGGAUCUUUGAGGUCAUCUAGUCUAACACCUUUAUUUUAUAGAUGACAAAACAAAAACUGAGGGACAUUAAGUGAUUUUCCCAAAGUCACACAAGUAGAAAGGAUCAGAGGCAAAACUGGAAGCUCAAAUCCAUUUUUCUUUUCAAUAUACCAUGUAUUUUGGGGCAAAUAGAUAACACAGUGGAUAGAGUGCCAGACCUGGAGUCAGGAAGACUCCUCUUCCUGAGUUCAAAUCCAUGCUCAGAUACUUAUUAUCUGCAUGACAUUGGGUAAGUCACUUAACGCUGUUCGUCCUAGUUCCUCAUCUGUAAAAUGAGCUGGAGAAGGAAAUGGCAAGCCAUGGCAGUAUCUUUGCCAAGAAAACCCCAAAUGGUGUUACCAGGAGUUGGACCCAAAUGAAAAAGAUUAAAGAUUAGCCCUGGAAGAAUCAGCCUUUAUUGGAAUAUUGACUGGAUUUGCCCACUAUUGUGAUACAAGCUAUUCAAAACUGGAAUAGGCUUUAUAAGGAGGUAGGGUAUUGAAUAGAGAGUCAGAUUUAGAAUUAGGAAGACCUGGGUUUGAAUCCUUUCCCCAUAAACUUGCUAUUUGAGUGACCCUGUGCACUUAAUCUCUCAGCCUCACUUUUCUCAACUCUAAAAUGAGAAUGACAAUAAUCCCUACCUCAAAUAGGUGUUAAUAUCUGCAAAUCUUGGGGGCAGCUAGGUGGCACAGUGGAUAAAGCACCAGCCCUGGAUUUAGGAGGACCUGAGUUCAAAUCUGGCCUCAAACACUUGACACUUACUAGCUGUGUGACCUUGGGCAAGUCACUUAACUCUCAUUGCCCCACAAACAAACAAACAAAAUAACAUAAAAUAAAAUUUAAAAAUCUGCAAAUCUUUUAAGCAAGGUGGAGUUAGUGACUAUUAGUUAAUAUUAGUGGGUUCCCUAGCAAAGAUUAGCUAGCCACAUGGGUGUGGUGUAGAGUCAGUCCUUGUUUGGGUAGGGAUUGGAUUGGUUGGAGUGUGAGUUCUAUUCCAGUGCUGAAAUUCUGUGAUUGAACUGUCUUUCUUCAUCACUCUCUACCCUCUGGAAAAGAGACUUUCCAUCUCUCUGCAGUUUCCUCAGCCUCCUCCCUGGAAGCCAUAGACACCUGCUUAAUAACCACAGGGGUGUUUACCCAGAGGGCAACUGGAGUGUUCCCACCCCUGGAGCUAGCCUUUACUUACAAAUAAUUCCUUCCAUAAUCAGAGGUGAGGGAAGAGAAGGAGGCAGAAUACUUAAUGGGGUUCCUAGAAAGAUUAAAUGAAAUAUACUUGAACGUGACAGUAAUUGGUGAAAGCUCUCACUUGAGCUUGCUAAGUAAUAUUUGCUGGAGCUGCCUUGCACCUCCCAAGAAUCCCAAGAAAACAGUCCAUUUUUCUGCCUAAGUCCAUCCCCCAAACUUUCCAUGGUCCUUUACUCUUGGCAAGAACUGGAUCUAAUCCUAUAAGCAUUUAUCAAGGACCUACUAUGUGUCAGGUACUGGGCUAGGUGCAAGGGGUGCAAAAACAGAGUGUCAGUAUUGGCAGAGACCAAGGCCAGAGGAGCUUUAGAACAGAGAAAGGCAGAGUUGAGAUGGACCUUAGAACAGAGACACUAGGAGCUGGGAAAGGCCUUAGAGCAGGGAAUAUCAAAGCAGGGAGGUGCUUAAGAACCAGGACUGUCAGAGCUAAGAGGGGCCUCAGAAGAGGGAAUGUUAGAGCUGGGAGGGGCCUUAGAACAGGGAAUGGCAGGGCUGGGAGGGACCUGAGAACAGGGAAUGUCAGGGCUGGCGGGGAACCUGAGAACCAGGGAUGCUUCUUGUUACAGAAGAAACUCAAGCCCUGAGAGGUAACGUCUUGAAGGUCACACAGCUAAGAAGGGGCAAACCUAGGAUUUAGAGCCCCUCCCCCUCAGCUCAUUCAAACCUAUCCCAAUCUGUUUUGAUCUAUUCUAGGUCCUUGGAGCUCUGAGUCAGGUGAUUCUUUCCACUCCAGCACUUCUUGGGGAUGGAGAGCAGCUGCUCUGUGUCUCCAGUGAGCACUGAGCAAGAGGAAAUGGGCUGUGCACUCAGGGUGAGGAGUUCAGAUUAGUGCUCAGGGAGAGCUUACCUGGAUGGGAAGAUCAUUAUAGAUCCUGGAACUUAGAUGACCAAGGAAAUGAUGCAAUCACUUUCUUUCUCUUUUUCUUUAAUUGCAUCUACCCCCAUUGGCUUAGAGGUGAUCCUGCCAGGACUCAGAGGAGAGAACUCCAUGGGAACCCAAGCCUUAGAGCUCCAAGAGACCUCAGAGCUCAGGUAGCUCAAAGGUUCUUCACCUGGAUUUGUGAGCCCCCAAGCUGUCUGUGGAUGGGGAUCCAUCAACUUGGAUAGGAAAAAAUAGAGAACUUUCUUUCACCAACAUUUGGGUUCUUUGGGAAUCCUAUGUGUUCUAUUCAUGCAUUUAAAAAUAUUAUUCUGAGAAGGGGAUCCUGUGCUUCUUUCCCCAGACAGACAAAAGUAUUCAUCACACACAUCAUAUACACACACAUACACACACACAAACAUUGCAACACGCACAUGCACAAAUACACACACACACACACACACACACACACACACACACACACACACACACACACUAGGAUAACAUCUCCUGCCAUAGAGUAAUUCCUUCAUUUUAAGCAGAGGAAACUAAAGCCCCAAGAGGCCUAGCCCAAGCCACACAAGGAGUAAAUUUUCAGUCUGAGAUUCAAAUCUAAAUCCUCCCAUUCUACAUCCAGCUAUCUUUCCUCACUCACAUCCCCUACAUAAGUUCUAUUGCCACCGUGUACCUGUAUGCUGUCAAUCAGGCAGAUGCUUGAGCCAAUAGCUAGAAAGGGAACAAAGCAGGUGGGAGAUCAACAAGAAAUGUGGCUGCUUACAUUGCUUGGACCUUCAUUGGAUGUUUUGACUUUCUUCAUAUGAAGGAGGGUUGAGUAUCUCCUGACCUCACCAUUCUUUUUAUAGAAUCAUAGAUUUAGAACCGAAAAAGGCCUGAUAGAUGGUCAGGACCAACUAUCUCAUUUUACACAUGAGGAAACCGAGGCAUGAAAAUGUUUAGACACCCAGAGUCAAGGUAGGAUUUGAACCCAGAUAUUCCUGACUUCAAAUAACAGCAUUCUGUCCACUAAUUUCUACAUCUACUGCUUAUCAAUGAUUAAUGGCCCCAAGUUUCUCCAGAACACAAAGGUCCAUCUUUUUGAAUAACAACAUUCUACUGCUGUUGUAAUAUGGCAUAAAUACAGCAGUCUAAAAAGAAUCGAAACAUGAGUGUCACCCAGAGGGCAGUGGAGUGGUACAUGGUGGGAGUGAGCAGGGUAUGAUAUAUGGUCAAUGAGGAACUCCAAAGACCAAUAGUAAAAGAUGUCAUCAAGGAAUUGUGUGGGAGGAAGAGAGAUGAUGGGAUGGUCAUGUGGUGAGGCAGAGGUGCAGAUAUACAGCCCAGAUGGCCCACCAAUCCCUUCAAGGUUUCUAGAGCAAGGCCUCCAACACAUUGGGUGGACCCCCAUGAUGAAUUUAUAAGAGGUCACAGACAAGAGUUAUUCAGGAUAGGCAGUCAAGAAUGGGCUGCUUAGUUACAUCUUUGAGGGGAACAUGCAAAUCAGUGAGAUCAUAGAUCCAUUGGAGUACUCAAGAGAACUGAGACCCUGAGAGGUUAAAUGAAUUACCCUUAGGUCACACAGGUGGCAAGUAACAGAACCAGACUCCCAUGUGCAGUUUCAUUUUUAAAACAUCAGCACCUUUAUUUUACAAAGAAGGAAUCUGAGACCCAAAAAGAUAGCUAACAAAACCAGUGCCGCAGAGCUGAGACUAGAACCCAGAUAGCUGACAAAUCUGCAUUGUCUCAUUUUUACAAAGUAUGGAACAGGCUCUUUUAGCCACCCUCCCCUUUCUUCUCUCUCCUCACCCUCUUCCCACACUGCUCCUUCACUUUCCCUCCUCUCUCCUCCUCUCCCUUCCUCCUCUUUUUCCCCUCUUCCACCACAGUAGAAAUUAAUUUUAUGAGGAUAGUAGAAGUUACUCCCUUGGGAGAUUUAAGCAGUCUGAAGGGAUUGUGUCCUGAAGUCCUUCAAAAUUGCUCUGUUUGGUAAUCGUCCUAUUUCCUGAGAAGACAUUUAUUUCCUGCCAAACAGCCCUCAGUCUCAAGUAUAAGGCUGCCCUUAGCGCCUUGGCAAUCAGGCUUAAUCAAUGUGGCCUUUGGGCUGAAUGAGGUAGGGCUGGCUCUGUAACCUGGGCAUUCUUUCUGCUCCUGACUCCAGCUUUUCCUCCCUCCAUAUUCUCUAAAGCACAUCAGCAUUUAGAGCAUCAUGUUGGCAGUUAGGAUCCUAGAUUGAGAGUUGUAAGGGUCUUGGAGGUUACCUACUCCAUUUUACAGAGGAGGAAAUUGAUGCUGUGAGAUGUUAAGUAUCUUUAGGCUCUCUGCCUUAGAGCUGGAAGGGACCUUAGAGGUCAUUUGAUUCAUGUCAUCACUUUACAGGUGAGGAAACUGAGGCAUGGCAAGGUUAAGUAUUAUAUGGAACUUAAGGCAUGUCUUUGGGGUCAUAGACUUAGGAACUGAAUGAAACAUUAAAGGACAUCUAAUCCAAUGUGCUCAUUUUACAGAUGAAUGAAGAAAUUGAAGCCACGAAAAGAUAAAUUAUUUUCCAAUAGUCAUACAAGUACUCAAUAAUAGAGCUGGGAUUGGAACCCAGAUACUCUGGUUUGAGAUUUAGCCCUUUCCACUGCAUCAUGCUGUCUCCCCUCUGACUUCAUUGACAACCAGAACUCUGAAUAGAAAAGAGAUAAAGGAGCAUUUCUCUAUAUUCUGGGCCACUGCAUCUUUUCCCCUGUGGGUGAGGUUGGAUCAAUAAGAAAUGUGGCCCCAGGCUAGUCUUGGCCCUGAGGGCCCAUGACACCUAAACUCUUGAAAUCUGGGAGAGGCUUUGAACACCCCCUUAGUGCCUGAGAGCUGACAGCAAGCCUCUAAAAUGAUUCCUUUCCAACCCCUGCAUGAUGAUUCCCCCAUCCCCACCCCACCCCACCAUGAUAACAUCUCACCCAGACUGGAAGCCUUGAAGGAAGUUUCACAAUAGUGAAGAUGAAAAAUAGCUGGGUAGUAUUCAUCCAAAAUUAGUGCAGAAGAGAAGUUUCAUCUCCCCAUUCAGUGCUGGCUACAAUGGUUUGUGCCAACGUGUCAUUUGCAUCAUGCUUUCUCACACUGGAAAGCCUAAUUAUUAAAAACAAAUCCCAUUUUUUCACCAUGAAAGGGGGAAAGAAUACCAGCUUGGCUAAUUUUGCUCAUUUAAAAAUAUCUUCAGUCUUUAGCAUCCAAGUAAGAAAUGACAGAAAGACUCCAUGAGACAAUGUCAAUGGCACCAUUGAGUAUAAAAGAUGAGAGUUCAUAAAUGUCAGCCCAGGGCAUUUUGGAAAUUCUUAGGGAUUCUUAAGUUCAAACAAAUUUUGAUGUAUGGAGGCAUGAUCUGUCAACCUCAGUUCAGAAGAAGAAACUCUUAGGUACCAGAAAGAAGGAGGUUUGGGGAAAACUGGUGAGCCCAAUAGCCUAAUCUGGCCACAUCUUUCUGGAUUCUAAUUGACAGCCAACCCUCCUAGCUUUUUGCCAUCUGCAGAUUGGAACAGGUAGUAUCAUACAGUGAAAAGAGUACUGGAUGAAGAGUCAGUGGGCUUGGGUUCAAAUCCCAAUGUUGCUACUUAUUACCUGUGUGACCUUAGCUAAAUCACUUCAUCUCUCUGUGCCAUGGUUUCCUACCAUGUGAUAUAAGGUUGUUAGAAUCCAUGGCCUUUAAGGCCCCUUCCAGGAUCCUGGUUUGACCUUCUCAGUUUACGGAUGAGUAAGCUAAAACCCAAAGUGAUGUAAGGGAUUAGUCCAAGGCCAGAGAGCCAGUGUCAGUUAUGGGACUUGAAGCCAGGUCUUCCUGACACCAAGUCUGAUACCCUCUCCACUCCUAGAUGGCUUCUGCAGGUCCUCCAGUUUCUAAAUCUGUGAUCCUUUGGUAAGCAUGCAAUUUCUCCCUUUAUCCAGAUCUUGAGGGGCAAAAGGAUGUAAGUGCUUUACUAGUGAAGAUGUACCAACCAAAAUGCAACUCCCUUUGAGAAGGCUAACUGUUAGCAGGUAACAUCUUAAAAGAUGUGAAGGGAGGAAGGAUGUAAACUCAAUCUCUCAGUUUCCCAAGCUGUACAAUGAGCUAUAUGACUUCUAAUGUCCUCUCUAGGUUUAAAUGAAGGUGUACAAGGGCACUGAAAAGGAAAACCAGAAGGCACCAUAAUUGUUCCAAAGGCAAGUUGAUGGGGUUGGGAUGGGGAAGAAUAGGGAAUAGGUACAGUAUCCUAUCACAUAGAUAUCCCAUGUUGGACCUUCACCCCAGUGUUAAUAAGGAUUUGUCUGCAGCCAGAGGGUAGGUCCCUUCAAAUCCUAGUUUCUUAAACUAUGGGUUGUGACCCUGAUGGGGGUCACAUAAUUGAAUGUGGGGGUGGCGGAAAAUUUGGCAACAGUAAAAGGUUAUACAUACCUAUUUUAUAUACCCGGAGUUGCAUAAAAAUGUCUUGGGCAUAAAAGAGUAGUGAGUGGGAAAAGUUUAAGAAACCCUUCUUUCAAGGAUUUCCACUUGUGCAAGGAGAGGUAAAGAAGUGGACAAAGACACAAAUGAGCCUGGGGAGUGGGCAUUCCAAUAGACAGGUGCUCAGUGCAAAUUUCCAUUGUGGGAGCUGGGGAAAUCGAAGUGGUGAUUUAAGACUUCUACCAGGCUGUAUGUAUCACUCCAAGAAGGAAUCUAAGCCUCCAGAAGGACCAAUCAGCUCCAAAGAAAGUGUCAGAAAAAAGUUCCUUAAAGCUUUUAGAGUUAGAAAAAAAGGCUCUAUAGGGAGAGGCUGAAAAAGUUCGAGUUACCAUAUUACCUUGUAUUAUGUAUUGCUUUUGUCUGCCAUAUAUUCAUUGAGACGUGGGGAUUAAGCUGGACUACUUUAAGAAUCUGGCAGUUUGAAUCCUAAACUAUCAUUUUCCCUCUGAUCAGCUGCUGGGGCUAGCAGCAGCAGCAGCAGCAGCAUCCAUCCUCUCCAGAAUAGAGCCUCUGAAGAUUUUAGGGUAGCAGACAAAGAACUGUGAAUGAUAAUUAACUCAUCUGCAUGAUUUCAGCAAGCAGAAUUUUUUAUACAAUUCUUAGCUCUCUGUGGCUGCCUUCUAUGACCCACUGGGGGAAAGAGAAAUCAUGCACAAUCAAAAUUUGGAAUUUUGUUCUCACAUUUAGACAUUAGGAAUCAUGUAAAAAGGGAAUGGGGAGGAAGAUACCUGAGUAAAUAAAACAUAGGAAAAUGGCAUUACAUGGUAUAUAGGGCACUGGAUUUGGAGACAGGGAGACCUUGUUUCAAAUACUGCUCUCUAUGCUUACUGGCUAUCUGACCCCAGGCAAAUCCCUUCCCCUUCUCUAUGCUUUGAGUCCCUCAUCAAUACAAUAAGGAGAUUGAACUUAAGGGCCUUUACUGUUCCUUCUAAUUCUACAUCUAUGAAUCUAAUGAGGACCUUGUACCUCUCCAUUCAAGACUAAUGAAAUAAGCAUAGAUUUAGGCAUGAUAUCACUGCCACGGGGAGUACAGGCAUGGCCUUGGAACCAGGAAUACCUGGAUUCAAGUCUAGUCCCUGACACAUACUAUUUGUGUGACUAUGUCCAACUCACUUCAUCUUGAGUCCCAUGGAAACCAGUGAGCCUAUCAAUUAAAGUCGAAUUGCCCAUCCAAAUCAGAGAAGAGAACUUCCAUACCGGGAAUUCCCAAGACUAAAGAAAUCACAGAUUCUAAUUGAAUAAUAAUAAUGUCCUAAACUUCAGGAGAAAAAAGAUCAAGGCUGAUGAUUUUUAAUUGGCCUAAUUAUCAAGCAGAAGUUGAUGCUCUCAUCCUAGAAGGUAACUGACCAAUGUUUCAGUUUCUAUAUUUAUAAAGUGGCCUGAAAUCUUCCUUAUUUUCCUUGGAAUAGUGGAAAGAAUACCACAUUUUAAGUCUAACUCAAGCUUAAAACCCAACUCCAUCACUUUCUAAUCUGUGUAACCUUGGAAAAGUCAUUUCUUGAUGCAUUUGCAGUAAGUUUUUCUUGUAAAAUGAGGUGAUUAGAUGAGAUGACCUCCAAUUCCCCUUCCUACUAUUAAUUCAUGAUCCUAUCAUCCACUGGCUCAAUUCAGAAACUAUGGAUUAGAUUGUAUUCCAUCUGGAGGUCCUAAUGAGUUCUAGGAAUCUAUUCCCAAAAUGUCUCAUUCCAAGGUUAAGGCUUGGAAUUUAGGUUGCCUAAGUUGACUGCCCACAAUUUUAUAGAAGUUAAGUAUUAAGUGAAGCUAGAUGGUGGAUACAUCACUGGGCCUAGAGUCAAGGAGACCUGAGUUCAAAUGCACCCUUAGACACUAACUGUGUGAGCUUGGAAAAGUCAUUUAACUCAGUUUACCUGUUUCCUCAUCUCUAAAAUGAGCUUGAGAAAGAAAUGGCAAACCACUCACUCAAGUAUCUUUGCCAAGAAGAUCCCAAAUGGGCUCACAGAGAGUCAGACAUAACUGAAAUGACUGAAGAUAAAUGUUUUCUUAUGGCAUGUAAUGAAUGUCAUCUUGAAAGUUGAUGCUAAGAGCAAUCUGGAUUCAGUUAAGAGGACUGAUUCAGAUGGGGCUCCCAUUGGUAGGUUGACCUUCCCUCCCCAUAAAAUCCCUAUCCCCUCCUGCACUGUCAGGCACAGGGCAGCCUGUAGGGGUCUCAACAGUGGCAGCUGGAGUGCAUUGUGGACAAUUAAUGCAAUGCAUUUGUCCUUCAAAGCACACACAACAUUCUUUCUUUUUUUUUACAUGUGUUACCAAAAAAAAAAAAUGGGUACAAAAGAACUCACGUAAGUUCCAGUAACUGCUAUGUAGCUACAGUGUAGAUACUAGAGUACUCUAAUGCACUUUUCUGCCACCUUUAAACCCACUUUGCUUCCCACCAACAGCCAUCUUCUGGAUCCCUCUUCAGAAGAAACAAAUGGCUUUGUUGGCCGGAUUCCUGAUCUAGGAAGGUCAGCUGUGUGUUGUUGGCUUACACUCCAGGCUGGACCUGGAAAAAUUGUGAAAUCUGUGAAGUUUGUCUUUGGUGCCUUGUUACCUCCUUUUCAGGGCCUCUUUAUGUCCUUCUGGACCUCUCAUCUAUCCUGUACCACCACCAACAUCCCAGCCCUUUGUCUGCCUUAUGGCACAUUCCCCUAUGGCCUUGUUUUCAGAAAUGGUCUGAUCCCCAAAUAUAUUAUCUGAUGGUAGAUGGCACCCAACCAGAAGGAUGUUCAUUUGAAAUGGAAACCCUGGAAGAUGAAAAGCCUUCAAAGACCCAAGAAAUGGUGUGCUGAAUGGUAUCAUUUCAAGCAGAAACCCUGUCACCAAAUCUCAUCAGAUCCAACCACUUCUUGAAAUUAACCUUGGCUGUUUUUGCUUGCUGCUCUCUGUCCUCAGUGCCUGCCUCCAGCUUCUUAGGUUAUUGUUUUUAGUUCUCAUAGUGCCCAAUGCCCCACUAGCUACCAUCCUCCACCAACUCAUCUUUGAGGAUGCAAAAGGAUGGAGUUCAAAGCAAGGCUGUGACUUGAUCUUUAUUGAGCCCAAAGAAAGAUUAAAUAUUUCUCCCUUCACCAUCCUGGAGUCCUAAACCCUGUAGCACAUUCCUUUUUUGAACCCAUACUACCAAGGUUUGAUGGGAUCUUAAGUUUCCACUUGAGCAGUCAAGGACUCAGAAGAAAUGCCUGUUCCCAUUCCAAAAUUCCUACUAUGUUUCAGAAACUGUGCUAAGCACUGCAGUACCAAAAAAAGAGAGGCAAAAGACAGUCCGUGCUCUGAAGAGCAGACUAAAAAGGAGAUUGAAUUCCAGUAGAAGGAUGACUAUGUAGGAAGCCCUCCCAGGGCAGACGUAGAGACAAAUGAUUUCCUUUGUUCUGUGCCCCCUCAUAUCCCACUGCUAGGGCUGCUGUUCACUCAGCUAUAGAAGAAUACACCCUGGAAGAACUGUCUGCCAGACACUACUCUCUGUAAGUGGCUGCAGAUUCCCAGGAGGAUCUUAUAUUUCUUAGAGGGGAUCUAGCCCUUUCUGCACUCUCUGUCUCUGUCUACCACUGUCUCUAUCUUUCUGUCCAUGUGAGUCCAUCUGAAUCUCUGCUGCUAUUUCUGCCCCAUGUAUUUGUUCAGGAUGCCUCUCUGUCUCUGUCCCUCUGUCUCUGUUGCUGUCUCUCUGUGUGUUUCUGUCUCUUUGGAGUUUUUUUGUCUCCUCUGUCUCUGUGUGUCCCUCUGUGUGUGUGUCUCUUUGUUUCUAUCUCUCUCCUUCUUCCAACACAGAAGCACCUUCAUAGGAUUACAGACCCAAAUUUGAGAGGGAUCUCAGAUUCCAUCUAGUUCAAUUCCCUCUUUUUGACAGAGGAAGAAACUGACUCUGAGAAAAGUGAGUCAACUUACCUAGGAUCACACAGGUAGCAAUGCAUGUGUGCACGUGUACACGCACGCGCGCGUGCACACACACACACACACACACACACACACCUGCCCAUGUGGAUGUUAUGUUUUUCUAACAGAGAGGUUGAAAGGUGUUACCAAAUGAGGACUUGCCUUUGGUGUGUCCCUUAAGAAUCAUGAUACCCAUCUUGCUGGCCCACUCACUUUCUGGAUAUUUGGGUCACAGACUCUCACUUUGGGAGUCAUUUUCCUCUUCCCUACCACAUCCUGCUUGCUCUUGUUGACAUUUCCUCUGGUGAUGGGGGCAGGUCCUUUCAUUUCCAUUUAGUAAGCCCUGAUUAUGUUCCAGGCACUAUGCUAGGAGCUGUACAUGAGAACAAAAUGAAAUAAUGCCUGCCUUCAAGGAGCUCCCAAUCAACCGAAGGGAAAUGAGCUCUUAAACUUUGUCUUCCUCUUCAAGGCUCAACCUCUGCCAUGCCUCAUGUGAUAUCCUCCCUCAAGUAUCUGACCCAGUGGCUAUUUCUGGAAGAGGGUAUAUGGUUCAGGAUGUGAAUAGCAGAAAUCACAGGGUCAGGGACUUACAUAACCUUGAGCUUUCCACAGGUACAAGAACCCUCUGCCCCAAUCUAAUCAUUACAGGUACAAAGUCACUAGCAUUGGUAUGGCAGGGGAUGGAGGUGGAGGAAUGACCUGGGUACCAUAGUAGACCACAAGCUAAGCAACCAUCAGCAAUAUAGCACUAUAAUUUGAAAAAUGUGGCCUAAGCAGGAAGAUGCAAUAACAUGUAUGCAAGUCACAAGAUAAGCAAAGCUCAUUCACCUGAUUUAAUUCAACUCAACCCUUCUCAAUUAUCACCUGCCCAGUGAAUUCUAGCAUUGAGAACAAAAACCAUUAACACACAAAAAAAAUAUUUGCAGACUAUGCAUCACUUACCUCAACCCCAGCAUCCUUUUUCUCCCCUCAAUCCCAGCUGUUUCCUAGUCAUCAAUCAAAGAUCAACAGCUGAUCCCAGAAGUAUUAAAUUCACACAAUUUUAGAGUUUAAAAGGACAACAUUGAUAAUGUAGUCUAAAUUAUGAUCCUUCUUAGGAUCUUAGGUUGAGAGUUAGAAGGGACCUUAGAGGUCAUCUAAUCCCACCCCCUCAUUUUAAAGAUGAAGAAACUGAGGCCCAGGAAGGAAAGAACUUGCCCAGGGUCACAUGAAUAGUAAAUGACAGACCCAGGACUUGGAAGUUAUAUCCCUUAAUGCCAAAUUCAGCAUUCAUCAUUGCACCACACUGCCAAGUCUACCAAGGAGCAAGUCCCAAGAACACAUAACUGAAAGAGAAUGUAUAGGAAAAGCAGAGUGUGGGAUAAGAUUUCUUUCUGGCCUACUGCCAUACUGAUUUUAACGUCACCCUGACUUAAUGAAAGAUCUGUGUAGGUUCUCUGUUCUUGAUGGUAUCCUAACCAGAAUGGAAGCCGAUAGAGAAAAAAGGUGACUGCAAUCUUGACAUUGACAUAAAGUAGUCCCAGGAGCAAUGUCUGGGCUCCCCAAUGACCUAACAAUGUAAAGCACUUUGCAAACCUUAGAGUGGUCUAUGUAUGAUCGUCCAUUAUCACAAUCACCACCACCACCAUCACCAUCACCAUAUCCUCCUCUUCUUCUGCUUCAUCAUCACCGACAUCAUCAUUACCACCAGCAGCUCUACCAUCAUUAUCAUUGGGGAGAAUCCAGGAGGGCAGCUGUCCUUACUCAGCUCAACAGGGGGACCUUGAAGAAUGGGGCCAAUCCCAUAUCUGCCAUCAUGGCCCACAUUAACACCAAGAGGAAAGUAUUGAUCAUCAUUGGAUAAGCCCCCUGUGCCCAAGCCCAGCUAAAAAAUGCCCUCAUUUGGGGUGGAAAGCAGGGUGGAGCUGGGAACAGAACCAUAGUCCCUGUGUCUAUUACCCACUCCUUUGACCCCCUCCUCGCUUUGAGCUGCUCGAUUGCCCUAGCCGCUAUUUCUGCCCCAUGUAUUUGUAGCAUGUUUUAUUUGGUUUAUCACUUUUGUGGAUGUCGGCCUUGGGAAGCUUUGUCAGUUGCAAAAAAACAACAAAAAACAACAAAAACUACAAAAAAAGGCUUUCUCUCUGUGUAAAGUAUGCUGUUAACUUUUUCUAUACAUAAAGUAUAUAUAAAUAUAAAUACUAUAUAAAUAUAUAAAGACUAAAUCUUGUACAGUUCGACAUAGACUGGUGGCUGCAUUGUUUUCUUGGUGUUCAUUUUUGAUGAGUGUUGCAGAAUGAGUUGCCAUAAGGAUUUGGGUUCUGUUUUCCUUUUAUGGGCAGUUUUCUUCUCCCCUUCCCCCCCCCCACAUCCCUCAUUUCCUUCCCACCCUUCAUCCUCCCACCCUCCCCUCCCUUUGUAUUCUUCCUGCCUAUUUUCCUUUUCUUAUAUUGCCAGCAUCUUGUUGGAGGAAAGAUAAAAAUAAUUGAAUCCAAUGCCAGCCAGAAAAAGGAGGCAAGGUGGAUCGAUGUUGUACAUUUGUACAGUAAUAUUUAUAAAGUUUUCUACACUUCUCAAAAAGUAUUUCUAAUUUGGGCUGUUUGGCGGGUUGUGAGCCUCUUUGAACAGAUUAUCCAGUUGUUUCUUUGUGUUCAGUGCCGUGUUUAGUAAGGUACCAAUGUCUGAAUUAUUUAUGCUAAUAAAGAAUUGGAGAACUAUUGCAUCCCAAUGCUGCUGUGACCUGCAUCUCUUGCCCCAAUGGCACAGUCCAAUUCAACAAACAAAUCAUAGCAGAUGUUUAAUAAAUGGAUGUGAAUGAAUGAGCAAAUAUUUAUUAAACACCUACUCUAUGCAAGGCAUUCUGCUAGACA